This is a messenger RNA of Hordeum vulgare subsp. vulgare (domesticated barley), 2788 nucleotides long. RefSeq names its product LRR receptor-like serine/threonine-protein kinase EFR. NCBI's taxonomy places the organism in Eukaryota, Viridiplantae, Streptophyta, Magnoliopsida, Poales, Poaceae. Bases 1211 to 2350 code for a protein of 379 amino acids. The transcript is spliced from 2 exons. Gene Ontology annotation, molecular function: protein binding. The record is from RefSeq and is a predicted model, not a curated record.
UGGCGGGGCAGUAUGAGGUGAGCUAGCGGAAGCAGACGAGGCACAAAUCGCAUAGGUUGGAAAGGAUGUUAUUGUCUCUGGCGGCUCCACUGUAGUUAGCCUUCCUCCUCCUCAUCCAAAACUGGAUCAAAUCGAUCAAAAACAAAGGGAAACAGAGGCGAUGUGUUGAGAUCUAACUCGAUACGGAGGCGAACAGGACAGGGUUCCGGAUUAACUCACCACAGCCGUCGCCGUCGCCGAGAACGCAAGCUCCGCCGCCGUUGUCACCCAGAACAAAAAGCACCGCCGCCGCCGCCGGCUCACCGCGGGGAACGAACAGGACGAAGCAACACAGGUUCAGACAGGGAUACCCAUUCGGACAGGCACGGAGACACGUUUCACCUGAUGCACUGACAAGUGGGGCCCGUAACUCGAUGCACUGCCAAGUAGGGCCCGCGCUUACGUGGAUAAAUUAUGGGUCCAGCUCUUAACAGCUAAUGGGGGGCAUCAGUUCGGAUUAAGGGCCAUCUCCCGUCUGGGCCAUUUCCUCGUUCAGAAGUGUCGCAUCAAGGCAAUUCGGACAAAAAACGUCUCAUUCCUCUUAAUUCACCUCAAAGAUGUCGCAUAUGAGCUAUUGACGCUUUCAUUCCAACACAACAGCAAUAUAGGAUACGAGAAUCGGUCUUGGCGUGCGUCCUUUUCCAAUACUCAAUUAGCUAGUGCUGAAGUUGCUAUAAACUUUGUCAUGAUUCAGACAGCGCACCAUGCACAACACGUCACACAAGUUGCUAGUGCUGAAGUUGCUAGACUUUGUCAUGAUUCAGACAGCGCACCAUGCACAACAAGUUGCUAAUGCUCUUCUUAAAAGUCUUGUCUGGUGAUAAGUCAUGCUCGCUUUACCAACUCACCAUUCGUCAAGUUUGUUGAUCGUAAAAUCAAUAAAUAAAUAAAUUAUUUUUCUAUAUGCUGCCGCGCGUGAUAAAGUGAGGUAUGUGCGUGUAAAAGAAAGCACUAAGCCCAAGUGGCGAGGUCUAUUCUUGUCUGCUUUAGACUUUUAAUAAAAUGCCGUGCGUGAGAAUAUUUUUGCAGGUGUGAGCAUGCUGGACGCUCAGCUUGCUUUGCUUGCACAGGUUUAAAAGAAACCCAUCCGUUCCAGCGUUCAAACUUCCAACUCAACUCACAGGCUUCACGGCUGAUACACCUCACAGCUCGGUCGGCCGGCGGCAAAACCAUGCAAGAGAGGCUGCCGUUCCGUGUGAUCCGGCCGAGCAAAGGUGACAGGGUCCUUGGUAAAGCGCUAAGGCUCGCCCCUAUCAUUAUGUUACUGUCGCUGCUGCUGAUUUCUUGUGGAGUCGGCAUCAUCCGCUGCUCCUCGACGACCAUCCAUGGUAACAUCACGGACAUGAUCUCGCUGCUAGAUUUCAAGUGGGCCAUCACUAACGACUCAAGACAAGCCUUGAGAUCUUGGCAUGCCAGCGUCCCUCUUUGCAGUUGGGAGGGCGUCCACUGCAGCUCGGGGCGAGUCACUAAGCUUUACCUCAGCGGACGAGGGUUGUUGGGCCCGAUAUCGCCCUCCCUCGGGAACCUAACGUUCCUUAGGACACUGGACCUGUCCAGAAAUGGCUUCACCGGCGAGUUACCUCCUCUCAACCGUCUCCACAGAUUGGAAUACAUUGACUUGGGAAACAACUUACUGCAAGGGACCAUUCCAGAUACUCUCACAAACUGCUCCACGCUAAGGAUCCUAGACCUAUCUGCCAACUUACUAAUGGGUGAAAUUCCCCUUGGUAUAGGUCGGCUAUCUAAGCUAAGGAAAGUAUGGCUUUCCUCGAAUAAUCUCACCGGAACAAUCCCACCAAGCCUAAGAAACAGCAGUCGGCUUGAAGACAUCGUGCUUACUGAUAAUAAGCUCACGGGAACCAUUCCUGAUGAGAUGGGAGAAUUCACAUCUCUUGUUUAUUUAGGCCUUGGUGUUAACAUGUUAUCAGGUGGAAUCCCAGAAACCCUGUACAAGUACAACCAGUCUUCACUCCAGUAUUUAUACUUAUAUUCCAAUAUGCUAGGGAAAACAGUGCCAUCGAACUUUGGUGACACCCUCCUGAAUCUUCAACAUCUCUGUUUGGACAACAACAAUUUUGAAGGUCAUCUCCCUGCUUCGGUAGGCAAUAUGUCAGGGCUAAGACUGUUAAACUUGUCAUCCAACAAUUUCAUUGGUCAAGUUCCAGGUUCUUUUGGUAAUCUUGUAUUGUUAGAAUACCUAAUUCUUCAGCGAAACAAUUUUUGGGGCUUCCUCCCAACAGAGCUUGGCGGCUUAAAGCAGCUCACCCAUCUGGAUUUGUCUGAUAAUAAUCUGCAAGGUGGUGUGCCAUGAAACAAGAGUAUUCGUUGGAAAUAACAGUUCCGUCUCACUUGGAGACAACAUGGAUUUUUUUUUGAAGGAACAUUGGAUCUGCUCCCAUGUUCUGCCAUCUCACGGAGAGAAGAAGCACAGUAUGGGACUACUCAUAACAAUACCUGGUUUCAUGUCACUCCUUGAUGCAAGGGAGCAGAGGAUGCUCUGCCUCAGGGUCACUAUAUCCUCAAUCGCCUCUCCCAUUUCACACGCCACAGCCACUCUGAAAUAUAAAUAUGGCUGGAGCACACAAAUAUGUAAGAGACGUACAUUUAUCUAUAGCAUGUAGCAUUAACAGAAACAGAUCUAAAUUUUGUGUGCCCUGUACACAUUUACAAAUCUACCAUAUCUUUAUCUGUAUAAUCCACAUAGUCAAUUCAUCAAAUACUUCAAGGAAUGAAACCAGAGCCAUUAAUA